Messenger RNA from Geodia barretti, 2365 nucleotides. NCBI's taxonomy places the organism in Eukaryota, Metazoa, Porifera, Demospongiae, Tetractinellida, Geodiidae. The record is from the annotation of a GenBank genome assembly.
ACUCCGAACAGAUCCGCCCCAAAUCUGUGCAGCAGCGCAGCCGCCCGCUCGCUCUACACACUACACACGAGAGGAGACCAAAGUGAUCGCCUGCUGCAAGCAAGGAGAGCCAUGAGCUUGGUGGUGACGGUAGCGUAUGAGCCAGAUGGUAGUCCAUCGCUAAGAGACAGGAGAUUAGAGAUGAAGGUGUCGCGACUACAGACAUCACUGGACAUAGCCAGAGAUGUGUACGAGAAGGUGAAGGGAGAGCUUCAGAAACCAUUCGAGGACUACAUUCUUUACUGGCCACGGCAGAAGGUGUGGCUGCUGCCCGAGAAGCAGAUUGGCCACUUCCACCUUGAGAGUGGAGCCAAACUACAGUUCAAGAUUAGGAGAAGACCUCUUCGGAUUAGAUUUCUCGAUGCUUCCUGCAAGAUACUUGUUGUGGACGGUUCUCAACUGGUGAAAGAGGUGCUGAGCGAUGUGUGUUCCCAGCUGAAACUCCAGUAUCCAGAGGAAAUGUCUCUGGUAGUGGCUGGAGACUAUGCAGUCACUAAACAUCAUAAUGCUAAGGCAACUGCAAAGAGAGUGGAGUCAGCAUCUCCUGGCCUGACUAGAAAGGCUCUAGGGAGGACAAGGAGCUCCAUGUCAAAGGACCCAGACUCCUCUCCUCCCAUCUCACCAGGCGUCAGGAGAAAGAGACCAAUGAGUGGGACAUUUUCUAACGCAUCAAAGAGGUGGACCAAUAGCCGAGUUAGAAAGCAGAUAUCAAAAAAGCAUCAAAUCAGACUCGACACUCCAUGGCUUGAUCCAAACAAAACUCUUGCCGAGCAGGAAGUGACGGAUAGUGAUGAGCUGAUUCUAAUGUACAGAUAUUACUACCACAUGAGUCUUGACAGACACUCUCCCAAUCUGGAGCUGCUCUACAAACAAGCUAGAGCGACGUACCUGGCAGGAGAGAUGCUCUGCUCUGUGGGUGACAUGGUGAGACUCUCUGCCAUCCUCACACAGAUCAACAAGGGAGACUACGUAUCCGAGAAGCACAAUUCAGAAGUUUUGCUGCAGAUAAAAGGGCAGAUUGCACCUCCAAAAUGCAAAGUGAAGGUAUAUUAUAACAUUGUACUGGAGUUUGGAACAUACAAUGUGCACUGUGUCAGUAGCGGGUGUAUGGGGCGACACAUAUGUUGUUCGAAUCUGUUGGAGAUUGCUUAUUGCUCUUUUAAACUUUGCAGCACCUCUCUAAGCAGAUACUAGCAGAACAUGCUGCACUAAAAGGGCUAACAGUGCGGGACGCCAUGUGCUGGUUUGUGAAGCUAUGGUCAAGUCUACAGCUGUUUGGAAUGGAGUUUCUCUCAUGUACCAACAUUGAAACCAAGGAAAACGGACUCAUCGGUGUCUCUAAAGACAGGGUUGUGUUCCUGCCACACAAGAAAAAGAAAAACUUCUGUUGGGACAUGGCCACUCUCGUUGACUGGAAGCAGGACGGCAGCAAGGACGUGGUGACUCUGUCAUUCAACAUGGAGAGCUCCACCCACACUCUCACUCUCUCCCUCCACCUACCAGAGUACUCUGGAGUACUGGCCGACUGCCUCCAAGGUCACAGGGAGUUGAGUGACACAGUAGUUGACAUGUCCAGUGGCUUCCAUGAGUUCCAGUUUGAUGAGGAGCUGGAGACAGCCAUCAGUGGGUUCACAGAUGAGGGGAGGAAGGACCCCAAGGACAAGGCCUUCACCAACCUCACCUAUGAGGACGUCUACUGGGCCAGCAAGAUUGCCAAUCCUCUCUUCUCGGGAGAGGAGCUUCAUGAACUGAAGGAAGGAGCCUGGGAGAACCCGGCAUAUGAUAACAUGGACCAACUCAUGGAUGAGAGAUUUAGUUUCUUGGACUUCACCGAAUACACCAGUUCUGAGACUGCCAGUAUGGACAGUGGGAUAAUUAGUGGGCGGAGUCUGGAACUUCCACUUGGAAGCCCCGUCAGGAGAAAGUCGGAGGGCCUGGUGGGAGGUCAGAGUCCGCUAGUGAGGUCCACCCACAGUAUGAUGGCGUGCUCGCCGGUGGAGCCCUGGAAACCUCUCUCCUCCUCCGCCCUCCACCUCUCCAAUGGUCUCCUGGACAACGCCCACCUCAAGACCCACUCCCGCACGGCCAGCUCAGGCAGCAGUAUCAUCAGUGACGGUCUCCCCAGUCCUCGACCAACAGACUCCUCCCUCCUCCCAGCUAUCACAACUAUACAACACUCCUGACUGAUAAUGAACCCCUCCCCCACAAUUAUUACGCAACCACACACUCCUUUCUUGUAUUAAAGUUCUAUAAUAUAAAAAACACACACAAUGUCGUUUUACAUUAAUGCAUGUAUACAUACAUACAGGCAACUAUUGAAACAGUG